This is a messenger RNA of Pleurotus ostreatus (oyster mushroom), 480 nucleotides long. RefSeq lists its product as uncharacterized. Bases 1 to 480 code for a protein of 159 amino acids. The record is from RefSeq and is a predicted model, not a curated record. The transcript has 3 exons. Lineage: Eukaryota; Fungi; Basidiomycota; Agaricomycetes; Agaricales; Pleurotaceae.
AUGUCCAAUCUAAUCCCUUGGCUUCAAGAUAGAUUUUCAAAGAUCUACGACAUCUCAUUGCUUCAGAAUGAAGGUGGUCCAACCGGGUUAGAAGACUUUAGUGCUGGUUUUGAUGCAGUCUUUGCUUCGAACAUACGGAUUACCAUCAAUGGCGAGGAGGUCUCUAGGGACGGUCUGAAGGAGAGGAUUAUAUCAUCGGCCUCCGCUGCUACGCACAUCCAGGUAGAAUGGAAGGACUUGAUUGAAGUGCCAAACCAGGGCAUAGAUGACUCUGAUUUGGUGACUGGCAUGGUAGCUGGGCAAUUCAUAAUAACAAGGUCACUGAAAUUCCGCAUCCGUGCUGCUCCUGCACAAAAUCAAACAAUUACUAUCUUCCAAGCACGCAUUGAAAACGACGCAAACAUUAGCUCUGGCGAUCUACGUCGUAUCACGCAGCUGCACUACACCAUGUUGAGCAAGCCUGUUCCCAUCCAUGUAUAA